UUUGAAGCAUUAAUAAACGUGUAAGUCGGGGAUGAAAUGGAUGUCAAAUAAAUAGAUGGCGGCCAUCUUGUUGUGACUACGUUUGAUAAUGGCUCGGUAGGUGUAAUUUGAGGCUGAAUUGCGUUGAUAUUAAGAAAAAUUCGCAAUAUUACUUCAGUCGUGAAGUGUGAGGACGGAUUAAAAAGUGUGCAUCUGAGAGUUAUAAGCAGAAGCGAAACUAUGAUUUAAAAUGACUACGACGAGAGGAGAAAAAGGAAUGAAAGAGGAUGGAUGAAAGAGGAAGAAAAUCAAGGCAGGAUUUGAAUGAAAGAGGAUGGAUGAAAGAGGAAGAAAAACAAGGAAUGAAAGAGGAUGGAUUAAAGAGGAAGAAAAACAAGGCAGGAUUUGUAUUUCAUCGUUUGUUAAAAGCUCAUGCAGCAGAAGCUCGUAAUGUUGUUCGUCAAGCUCUUGCUAUCUUGACUCCAGCUGUACCUACAAGAAUGGAUGAUGGAAAUCAAAUGUUAGCCCACUGGACGAAAAAGAUUAUUGUUGAAGAUGGACAUACGUUACCUCAACUUGUUCACAUGCUACAGCUCCUAGUGCGUCAUUAUAAAGUUUACUAUCUUGUAAGAAAUCAUCUCAUUCAACACAUGAUCUCUGCAAUGCAGAAGCUUGGAUUUACCAGCAGUGCUACAAUAGAAAAUCGCAAACUUGCUGUUGAUCUGGCUAACGUUAUUAUUGAGUGGGAGAUAAGGCGAACGAAGGAAGAGCAAAAACAAGAUUCUACGGAGGUAAAUAUUUAUUUUAGCACGCUUUUUUACAAGUGGAAAGUGGAAGAAAAAGAAACUCCAACUGGAGCAGUGAAACGAAGUGCAGAGGAAACUGCUCAAAAUCAAGAAGCAAAAAAAGCAAAGAUAACAACACAGGUUUCUGUACCAAAAGACGGAAGUCUUUCAGCAUCUCUACGUGCUCCUGUUGAAAAACAUCAUGCUGAUGCUGUUGUCAAUUUUUUACUUCGAGUUGCUUGUCACGUGAACGAGUCGUCAACUACCGUGGGCUCUCCAGGAGAAGCGUUAUCAAAGAGAUGUGUUUUACUUUUGAAAACUGCUUUGAAGCCUGGGUUUUGGCAAGGGAGUGAUCUCAAGUUAGCGUGGCUUGAUAAAUUGUUCGUUACAUUGGAUCAAACUCCUGGAACAAAUUUCAAUAAUGUUUGCACUGGUUUGGAAGUUCUAACAUAUCUCCUUACAGUUGUGCCUCGUGAGCAUUGUCUACAAUUACUUAAACCAUUACAACGUGGUGUUGUGGCAUGUAUGACUUGUCAAAAUAUCAAAGUUAUCAGAGCUGUUCAUACAUUUUUAGUAAAAUUGACAAGUCUCUUUCCCCUUGAGUCAGCAACGAACACCGACAAAUACGAGGAGCUUGAGUUGUUAUAUACAAACCUUGGGAAGGUUAUUUAUGAAGGACUGAGUAAUUAUGCCAAGUAUGUUCGCUCGUUUGUUUUUGUGAAAAUUACUAAAGAAAUACAACUCUUUGUUCAAUGUCUGCCACACAAGUUGCUAGCUACAUCCACUCUUCAAGGUCCAUUGCUGUUUCUUAAAGCUGCAUUUUCGAGCUGCCCGUCUUACAUAGACAGGCUUAUCAAUCCGUGUAUAAGAGCUUUACAGAAAAUGCAUAAGGAUCAUAUUGGUGGAUCAUCAGUUGGUGAUAUGCUUAUAACAUGUGUUGAUCUUGUCAAGUCUCGUCUUUGUUCCAUGGAUGCAGAAGCAAGAAAAUUGUUCAUUUUCAUUCUUGCUCAACUUAUUGAGAAAUCGCCUGAUGCCAAAUUACUAAAAGGAAUAACUAAAGUUACGGAAGAAUGGAUCAAAGCUAGAGCUACACCGCAAAGCCCUACAUUAAGAGAGAAAGCCAUACUACUUUGUCGUAUGAUGCCUAAUUAUGAAAAACGUUUUCCUGAAGAUUUUGAACUUCAUGCACAAUAUCUUGAGCUCAUAAAUUACGUCUACAGGGACGAGAGUUUACUUGCUACAGAAUUAGUCGCUAAACUUGAGCCUGCAUUCAUGUCUGGACUGAAGUGUACUCAACCUCAGAUCAGGUCUCGCUUCAUGGAGAUAUUUGAUCUAACUGUCAGCAAGAAACUUUACGAACGUUUGUUGUACAUUUUCUGCUCACAGAAUUGGGAAUCAAUGAAAAGUCAUUUCUGGAUCAAACAAUGCAUUGAGUUACUUCUUGCUGCCGCCAUGUGUGAACGACGCUUGCAUUUGUCAAGUACUUUUAACAAAUUGCCUUCAUUGUUGAGCAUUUUGAAAAGAUCCAGCAAACAAGAAGCUAAAGAUUUAUUAAAAGCAUUGUCGAAAGAAAUUACAGUGUGUAAAGAAAAUGACUCAGAUCCUACGAAAGUAGAACCCAUGGCAGUAGGAUCUUCUGAGGAAAUGAACAUGUUAUUUGUACAGGAAUGCUCUGAGAAAAUCUACUCUCUCAUGGACGAUGAAUCAUACCUUGCUAAUCUUGCAUUCCCAAACCAUCGUGAUCUUGCUUUGAAGACAUUACUCAAAAGACAUCAUGAAUUUUUAACGGAACAAAAAAAUACAAAGUCAACGCCAUUUCUUGGAGCUUUGGCUCAGCUUUGUCACCGUGAUACAUCCCUUUCUCAUGAAGUAUGGACUUACCUUUUCCCUGAACUUUGGAAACUUCUCAACGAAAAACAACAGCAGAUUCUAGCGGGAGAGUUAAGUCCUUUUAUGUGCAGCGGUACAAACUGUGUUCAACUUGACAGUCAUCCUAGUGUUGUUCAUACAAUGCUUCAAGCAAUACUUCGUUGUGAACCUAUGAUUCCCAUGCGACCAUCCAUUCUUAAGUAUCUUGGCAAAUCUCACAAUCAAUGGCACCUAUCAACAUUAAUGCUUGAAGAUUAUGUUACUUUAUGUGAGGAAUACGUUAGUCCACCAUUACUUGACCCAUCGCCGUCUCUGGUGGAAAGUGUUUAUCAAGAAGAUGUUUCCGAUAUUAAUUCUCAGGAAACGUUAGAUUCUCUUGCUGAAAUGUAUUCACUAAUCAAUGAAGAAGAUAUGUGGGCUGGACUUUGGUUAAGAAGGGCUAGGUAUCCGGAAACUGCGACAGCAAUUGCAUAUGAAAAUCAGGGAUUUUUUGAGCAAGCACAAACAACUUACGAACUAGCUAUGACGAAAGCCCGCGACGCGCACAGUAGAAAUCCUGCAUCAGCUAAUGUUCUUCCAGAAUACAAACUUUGGGAAGAUCAUUGGAUAAAGUGUUCUCAAGAACUUGGUCAAUGGGAUCUUCUUAUGGAAUUUGGUAAAUCAAAAGGAAACAACAAUCCAUUCUUGGUUUUGGAAAGUGGUUGGCGAGUCCCUGAUUGGCCAUCGAUGAAGGAAGCUUUAGCUCAGGUUGAAAAGGGUUUUCCUGACUCUAUUUUAUACAAACACGAUCUUUAUCGAGCCUAUAUUGAAAUAUGCAAUUCCGAAGAUCAGCAGCAUCCAAAAGUGCUUCAACGUGAUGUGGAAAAAUUUGUUGAGAAUUCAUGUGCCCAGGCCAUACGGCUGUGGAAACGCUUACCAAGUAUUAUAUCACAGCAACACGUUCCUUUGUUGCAGGCUUCACAACAAAUUGUUGAACUGCUUGAAGCUUCUCAAAUCAGAACGGGAAUACAACCUCAAAGUAUUGGUCGGAAUAACAGUCUGCAUGACAUGAAAGCAAUUAUUAAGACCUGGAAGAACCGUUUACCGAUGAUAUCUGAUGGUUUAAGUCACUGGAGUGACAUAUUUCAUUGGCGACAUCAUCAUUACAAUGCUGUUGUUAGUGCUUAUGAAGCUCAAAAUGAUCAGACCAACCAUUCGAUGCAGGGUGUUCACGCAUCUGCGUGGUCAAUUAUUCGCUAUGGUCAAAUUGCAAGGAAACAAUCAUUAACUGGUGUUUGUUUGGAUUCACUUAGCAGAAUUCACACGAUCCCAAGUGUUCCAAUAAUUGAUUGUUUUCAAAAAAUCCGUCAACAAGUCAAAUGCUAUCUUCAGAUGGCUGGUACAAUGAGAAAACAAGAAUUGCAGGAGGGUCUUGACGUUAUCGAAAGCACAAAUUUAAAGUACUUUUCAAAGGAAAUGACCGCUGAAUUUUAUGCAUUAAAAGGAACUUUCUUAGCGCAGAUUGGACGAUCAGAGGAUGCAAAUAAAGCCUUCUCACAGGCCGUACAGAUGCAUGACAACUUGAUCAAAGGAUGGGCACUGUGGGGCGACUAUCUUGCUGCUAUAUUUCUGAAAGAAAGAACAAUGACACUGGGAGUUUAUGUUAUCAUUUGCUAUAUGCAAGCAUGUCGAAACCCUAACGAAGCAAAAUGUCGCAAGUAUCUCGCUCGUACUCUUUGGCUUCUUACCUAUGAUGAUGAAAAGGGUGUCCUUGGAGAAGCUUUGGAGAAGUACUGUGUUGGAGUGCCUCCUGUUCAUUGGUUACCAUGGAUUCCUCAGCUUCUCACUUGCUUAACGCGGAAAGAUGGAUUAAAAGUUUCAAACUUACUUCUUCAAAUUGGUCGAGUCCACGCACAGGCUGUUUAUUUCCCUAUCAGAACUUUGUAUCUUGCAUUAAAACUGGACCUCCUAGAAAAGUACAAACAUGAAAAUAACACAGGAGCAAAUAAAACCAGUAAACAAAGCUCAACGACAUCCACUACAAGUACAACUACAACUACAAUGACAACUGCUUCUAUAUUACCUACUUCCACAAUGAUUAACCCUACAGAUGAACAAAAUACCAAAGUUGAAGCCACCUUAUCUAUCUCAACAGUAACACAGAAUGCAACUAGCGUUAACAAGACCUCAAUGUCCCAGAGUUCAUCAGUUGACUCAACAAGCAGCUCAGAUAGCGCUUUAAAACCCAAUGAAUGUAACACUUCAACAACCUCUUCCAAUUCUGCUGCUUUACAAGGUCAGGGGGGAGGAGAACCAAUGCGUGUGACUCCUUCAAUGCGGUUAUGCAGUCGUAUAAUGCAUGCGUUACGUGACCUACAUCCUACUUUACUGGCUGCUCUUGAAGGCAUUGUUGAUCAGAUGACAUGGUUUCGUGAGUGCUGGCAUGAAGAAGUUUUAAGACAGUUACGUCAAGUACUUACAAAAUGUUAUCAAGUCGCUUUUCAAACAAGGACAGAUGUUUCCAAUGCGAAAGUGACACCUCACACGAUGAGUUAUGUGAAGAAGCUUGUCAGUACAUUUGGAAUGGGAUUUGAGUUAGGUGGUGCUACAUCGCAGCAAAGUGGCUCCACAGGUUCAGAGUCUCUUGCAAGACGAGCGCAUGCCACUGUGCAGGAUCCCAUGUUUCAAAAAUUAAAAGAACAGUUUACUGCUGAUUUUGAUUUUAAGUCCCCUUGCUCACUUGGUCUUCAUUAUUUAAUUGCCAAAUAAAAAUGGAUAAAGAUUUUGGAGGCAAAGACAAAGUUAUUAUCUAGUUCUUUUCUGCUUGAAGAGCGCUGUCGUUAUCUUAGUGUCUUUUCCAUCGCCACAGCCGAUGUUGAACUUCCAGGAGAAUUUUUAAUGCCCAAAUCGAACAUCCAUAGUUAUUAUUCCAUACGUAUUGCUCAAUUCAUGCCUCGUGUUGGACUGGUACAAAAACAUAACAUGUCUGCUAGAAGAUUGUAUAUCCGAGCUAAUAAUGGCAAAAUUUAUCCAUAUUUGGUCGUUAAUGAUGCAUGUGUCUCUGACUCACGAAGAGAAGAAAGGGUUUUACAGUUGUUAAGAAUUCUUAAUCUUUACUUGGAAAACGCAAGGUAUCGUAUAGAGUCUAGUAGAAGACAUCUCUUAUUCACUGUACCUAGAGUUGUUGCUGUUUCUCCUCAAAUGCGAUUGAUUCAGGAUUCUCCAUCGUCUAUUUCAUUUAAAGAUAUUAUGAAGAAGCAUUAUUCAACACAAGAUAUUGAUGAAGAUACUGCAGUUGCUCUUUAUUAUGAAAAAUUAGCCGCUGUUCAAGCAAAAGGAGAACAAAGUACACAUCAGGUUUUAAGAGACAUUUUAAAGAGGUAAAUUCAAAGUACAAUAGCUCCCGAAGUUAUUUUAAAAGAAUGGGCAGAACGCACUUAUAGACAAGCAAUGGACUACUGGACUUUUAGAAAACAAUUUACAGCUCAACUUGCUUUGCUACAGUUUGCCGAGUUCACUCUUCAUUUGUCAAAACUGUCUCCCGAAAUGUUACAAAUCAUUCGUGAUAAUGGAAGGUUAAACGUCACUUACUAUAAGUUUGAAAUCGACGAAAGCAAAGGUGAACUUGAUGCCAAUCGUCCUGUCCCAUUUCGACUUACUCCGAACAUAAGUGGAUUCAUCUCGCCAGUUGGUAUUGGUGGUGUUCUUACUUCAUCUAUGGUUGCUGCAGCAAGAUGUUUAGUUGAUCCAAAGUUUAGUAUUGAUAGCAUCCUUCGAGCUAUUUUGCGGGACGAAAUACUUUCAUGGCACAAAAAGAAAUACGACAGUCUCAUGCAUUCUAAUGUACAGUCAACAUCAGAACAACUUGACAACGAAGAUUUGAUAAAUUUAGUGAAUAGUGCUGUCGGUUCUGUUAUGACACGUCUCCAAAAUUUGGCAGAAUUUGAUGGCGCAGAAACCAAAGUUAGUACUUUAGUUGGGGCGGCAAUGAGUGCGGAUAAUCUUUGUCGUAUGGAUCCAGCGUGGCAUCCUUGGCUUUGAAUAUUCUUUAACAAUGGAGAUGUCUUAGAAAGUCUUUUAUUUUAUGGAGGGCAAAAAAGAUUCUUAGUACACACGUAAGAAAAUCGUGCGAAUGUGAAAAAAAGAUUUUUAACGAACUGCGACAUUUUAUUUUACGAGUUUGUUUUUUAACAAGACAAUAUUUAUUUAUUUUGCCAUCAAACAUGUCAAACUUCAAUAAUGAGAAUGUAUAAGAUGUGAGGAUAUGCUAUGCAUGUAUGAUAUAUUUAAACGUUUAUACACUAAAAACGACGUGUGUUAUUUGCUCUGUGAAGACUAGAUUGACAUUCAACAUGUCACACAAUAACA
Xenia sp. Carnegie-2017 is the source of this 6980-nucleotide messenger RNA. RefSeq names its product transformation/transcription domain-associated protein-like. Gene Ontology annotation, cellular component: nucleus; SAGA complex; NuA4 histone acetyltransferase complex. Lineage: Eukaryota; Metazoa; Cnidaria; Anthozoa; Malacalcyonacea; Xeniidae. Gene Ontology annotation, molecular function: protein binding; transcription coregulator activity. The record is from RefSeq and is a predicted model, not a curated record. Gene Ontology annotation, biological process: regulation of DNA-templated transcription; DNA repair.